AUGCAAGCCCCCAAUAUCUACCCCUUCUCUCAAACACAGCCACAAGCACUGCCCGGGUUCACAUACGGUCCUCCACAACUUGUUUUUGACCAUUCUGCUCCGAGAGUAGAUCCUUUGCAUUCUACUGUAACUAUAAAUUCUCCAUUACCCUUGCAGCAUUAUAAUGGACCGAAUGCCCAUAUAAACAGCGCAAACAACAACUACGCAUACUACUAUCAUCAUCCCAACAAUAAUGAUAACAACAACCAUAGUAACAACACUAUAAAAAAUAACAACAUUAAUUCUGUUCUUCCCGCCGUUAAUAUUCAAAUAUCCAACAACUCACAUUAUAGAAAUACACACCAAAUUCCUUCUGCUCCUCAGCGGCUGGUCAGCAUCAUACCGGAUCCCCACAUGCCGCCCAAUAUUUCUCACUUUCAGCUAAAUAAUAUUCACCCUCAAAUGCAUGCUCCUGUUGCUACUGAUAUUCAUUUCCAACAAGUACCAGUUUACAAUAAAACCAAUAAUGGCAUUGGUACUGAUAACAUUAAUAACGAUAAACCCGUAAACUCGAAUCAGAAUGAAGUGCUGGACAAUAUUGAUGAACGUUCCUGUCAUGAAAUUAACAGGGUAGUUUCAUUUUCUAAACAUUUUGAAAACAACGAACUUACCACUACAGCAAAUGAUCUAAACAUUCAAUCUACUAUGGAUGAAUUAGCUAAACUGAAAUCUUUAUCAAAUUCUACCCAUUUCAGGCAGAGUAUUGCUACUCAGAAUUUCCAUUCUUUACAAAAUCAUAUCACAACCAUCGAAAACCGUCUGGCUUCUUUACUUACUGACAGACAACAAGAGCAGCAACAGUUGAAGCAGCAAGAGUCUGAAAAGGAGAGCUCUUCACCGUUUUCCAAUAAGAUAAAGUUACCUUCCUUACAGGAAUUAACUGACUCCAUCUCCACCCAACAUCUUCCAACAUUCUAUGACAAUAAAAGGCAUGCUUCGGAUACCGAUUUAAAGAGUAGCACCUUACAUGGUCCAUUAUAUCACCGUCACGCUUUUCUUUCAACCUCUUCUUCCUCACCCUCCCCCACGGCCGGUUCCGCGCCUCUUCAAAAGUUACAGGUUCCAAGACAAGACGAUCCAAACGAUAAGAAAAUGAAUAUUUCAUCAUCUCCCUUCAAUUCAAUAACCUACAUUCCAAACACUACGUUAUCUCCAAUGGUGCAAACGCAGUUAAAGAACUUAACCACUUCUAACCUCAACACGAAAAAGAAGAAUAACAGAGGCAGACCAAGAGCUAUUCAGAGACAACCCACGCUGACCACUUCCAGCCAUUUCAUCAAUAAUUCCAAUCCUGGUGCUGCUGCAGUUUCAACGACAACUCCCGCCGCUAAUAGCGAUGAAAAGAAUCCUAAUGCAAAAAAAAUCAUCGAGUUUUGUUUCCAUUGCGGGGAGACCGAGACUCCAGAAUGGAGAAAGGGACCAUAUGGCACAAGAACUUUGUGUAAUGCCUGUGGGUUAUUUUAUAGGAAAGUCACCAAGAAAUUUGGCUCAAAAAGCAGUAAUUUGUUGUUAAGAUAUAGAAGAUCUAUUGAUUUAGCCAACGAUCGUAGAAUUCCUGAUUUUAUCACUAUUCCAAACAGGUUUAUUCAUGAUAUGGAUAAUGAUCAAACGUUGGACUCUGAGUAUAAUACGAUAUUGCAAUAA
Saccharomyces cerevisiae S288C is the source of this 1683-nucleotide messenger RNA. RefSeq names its product Gat2p (gene GAT2). Lineage: Eukaryota; Fungi; Ascomycota; Saccharomycetes; Saccharomycetales; Saccharomycetaceae. The transcript has a single exon. Gene Ontology annotation, molecular function: sequence-specific DNA binding; zinc ion binding. The record is from RefSeq and is marked reviewed. Bases 1 to 1683 code for a protein of 560 amino acids. Gene Ontology annotation, biological process: regulation of DNA-templated transcription.